This is a messenger RNA of Strongylocentrotus purpuratus (purple sea urchin), 1779 nucleotides long. Its product is annotated as tenascin-X-like. Bases 1 to 1779 code for a protein of 592 amino acids. The record is from RefSeq and is a predicted model, not a curated record. NCBI's taxonomy places the organism in Eukaryota, Metazoa, Echinodermata, Echinoidea, Camarodonta, Strongylocentrotidae. The transcript is spliced from 19 exons.
AUGUCGUCAAAUCUCCUUUGUGAAUCGGGCCAGAAUAUGCAGAUCCACGCUAUGAAUAGUUCAGAGGGAUCAUUAUAUGAUGCAACUGUUUACAAAGUGAAAAUAUCUGAGCGAUUUUUCCCAUUUGAGGAGGUAAACAAAAAAAUAAAAAAUAAGUGGUCACGCGCGUCUUGUUUAGAGCAAAUCAUAAGCCUUAUUUUGCUUCAAAACCGUCCAGCUGGUUCAACCUGUGACGGAGUCACCUGUACCGGUAACGCGGAUUGCCGGUACGAAGAGACUUGUGAGUCGGGUACGUGCACCUGUCCAGCUGGUUCAACCUGUGACGGAGUCACCUGUACCGUUGACGCGGGUUGCGAGAACGGAAAGACUUGUGAGUCGGGUACGUGCACCUGUCCAGCUGGUUCAACCUGUGACGGAGUCACCUGUACCGGUAACGCGGAUUGCCGGUACGAAGAGACUUGUGAGUCGGGUACGUGCACCUGUCCAGCUGGUUCAACCUGUGACGGAGUCACCUGUACCGUUGACGCGGGUUGCGAGAACGGAAAGACUUGUGAGUCGGGUACGUGCACCUGUCCAGCUGGUUCAACCUGUGACGGAGUCACCUGUACCGGUAACGCGGAUUGCCGGUACGAAGAGACUUGUGAGUCGGGUACGUGCACCUGUCCAGCUGGUUCAACCUGUGACGGAGUCACCUGUACCGUUGACGCGGGUUGCGAGAACGGAAAGACUUGUGAGUCGGGUACGUGCACCUGUCCAGCUGGUUCAACCUGUGACGGAGUCACCUGUACCGGUAACGCGGAUUGCCGGUACGAAGAGACUUGUGAGUCGGGUACGUGCACCUGUCCAGCUGGUUCAACCUGUGACGGAGUCACCUGUACCGUUGACGCGGGUUGCGAGAACGGAAAGACUUGUGAUUCGGGUACGUGCACCUGUCCAGCUGGUUCAACCUGUGACGGAGUCACCUGUACCGGUAACGCGGAUUGCCGGUACGAAGAGACUUGUGAGUCGGGUACGUGCACCUGUCCAGCUGGUUCAACCUGUGACGGAGUCACCUGUACCGUUGACGCGGGUUGCGAGAACGGAAAGACUUGUGAUUCGGGUACGUGCACCUGUCCAGCUGGUUCAACCUGUGACGGAGUCACCUGUACCGAUAACGCGGAUUGCCGGUACGAAAAGACUUGUGAUUCGGGUACAUGCAACUGUCCAGCUGGUUCAACCUGUGACGGAGUCACCUGUACCGAUAACGCGGAUUGCCGGUACGAAGAGACUUGUGAGUCGGGUACAUGCACCUGUCCAGCUGGUUCAACCUGUGACGGAGUCACCUGUACCGUUGACGCGGGUUGCGAGAACGGAAAGAUUUGUGAUUCGGGUACGUGCACCUGUCCAGCUGGUUCAACCUGUGACGGAGUCACCUGUACCGUUGACGCGGAUUGCCGGUACGAAGAGACUUGUGAGUCGGGUACGUGCACCUGUCCAGCUGGUUCAACCUGUGACGGAGUCACCUGUACCGAUAACGCGGAUUGCCGGUACGAAGAGACUUGUGAGUCGGGUACAUGCACCUGUCCAGCUGGUUCAACCUGUGACGGAGGUGACGGAGUGGGAUCAACGACAAUGAUCACUUAUACGUCUAAAUCAGAGAAGAUCGCCAUUUUCUGGAAUUCGAUGGGACCUGUCGAUGUCGCUGUUUUCUAUGGAUACUCCAAGUUUGUCUUUGCAGAAAUUCUUAAGCACCUCGUCGGUAUUUUCUCCUUCCUUUUCAUCAAGGCCGUGAAACACUAG